AUGAAUCAGAUGCAGGACCACGAAAAUCAACGGCCAACGGCGCCGCCGCCGCCGGUGCACCCUUUCGUUGCUCCGUUGUCGUAUCUGUUAGGGACGUGGAGAGGGCAAGGUGAUGGUGUUUACCCAACCAUACCUUCUUUCCGCUACGGCGAAGAGCUCCGUUUCUCACAUUCCGGCAAGCCGGUGAUAGCGUAUACGCAGAAGACAUGGAGGUUGGAAUCAGGAGAGCCGAUGCACGCCGAGAGCGGUUACUUCCGUCCAAAGCCCGACGGUUCAAUUGAAGUCGUCAUAGCUCAGAGCACAGGUCUCGUCGAAGUCCAGAAAGGGACUUACAAUGUAGAAGAGCAAUCAAUCACACUCAAAAGUGAGCUUGUGGGAAACGCAUCCAAGGUGAAGGAGAUUAGCAGAGGAUUUGAAUUGGUUAAUGGAAAACUGUCAUACGUGGUUCAUAUGAGUACAACCACAAACCAUCUUCAACCACAUCUCAAAGCCAUUCUCGACAAGCUCUGA
Messenger RNA from Microthlaspi erraticum, 510 nucleotides. The record is from the annotation of a GenBank genome assembly. Lineage: Eukaryota; Viridiplantae; Streptophyta; Magnoliopsida; Brassicales; Brassicaceae.